AUGUUGAUGUACAUUGUUGUGUUUGUUCUUCUCUUUACUGGUUGCAUGGCCAACAAAGUGGCAGAUUCGCUGAUUCAAGAAUCUUGCAAAAACAUUUCAAAAUCUAUAUUAGUGGACACCAUUCCAAAUUUCGAAAAAGAUUGCAUUGAAUCUCUCAAAGCGAAUCCGGAGAGCCAGAAAGCGAGAAAUGUCGAUGAUUUAAUCAUGGUAGGAAUGAAUAACGCCAUGUCACAGUUAAGCAACGUGAAAACAACUGUGGAGAAGAUUAUAAAAGAGAAGAAAUAUAAGAGUAGCCUUAGUAAGAAAUUGUUGGAAGAGUGCCUUAAGCUUUACUCCAAGAGCGCUCACAUGUUAACCUCAGGUUUGAAUUACCUCAAAAAGGGGAACUUGGAGAAGGCACAAUAUGAAAUUAAUGAUGCAGAUGAAGCACCGGUAUUUUGCGAGUUGAAAUUCAACGGCGACAAUCAACAGAUAUCUCCCGUGAAAAAAGAAAAUGAUCUUCUCUUAACAAUGAUCAACAUUCCUUAUAUGUUACUUAUGGAACAUAAUUUAUAG
This is a messenger RNA of Brassica rapa (field mustard), 555 nucleotides long. RefSeq lists its product as uncharacterized. The record is from RefSeq and is a predicted model, not a curated record. Gene Ontology annotation, molecular function: enzyme inhibitor activity. Lineage: Eukaryota; Viridiplantae; Streptophyta; Magnoliopsida; Brassicales; Brassicaceae.